Molecule: messenger RNA, 1441 nt
Organism: Doryrhamphus excisus (bluestripe pipefish)
Lineage: Eukaryota; Metazoa; Chordata; Actinopteri; Syngnathiformes; Syngnathidae
Product: keratin, type I cytoskeletal 13-like
Cellular component (GO): cytoskeleton
Molecular function (GO): structural molecule activity
Source: RefSeq, a predicted model, not a curated record
GAAGAAGCCGUGUAUCUCAGUCCAUCAUCUCCUCUCUGAGGCAGGCCGACUCCACUCACCCAACAGCACAAUGGCAACCAUCAACAGGACCUCGUUCUCCGGCCGCUCCUACGCCGGCGGAAACCUGGCGGGAGGAAGUGUGCGCAAGGGCUACUCUAUGAGCGUGCACGGAGGCGCAGGCGCAAGCGGAACCAGAAUCUCCACCGGAAGCUUCAACCUCGGCGGCGGUAGCGGUUACGGUUACGGCUCAGGCGGCGGUGCAGGCUUCGGCAUGGGUGAGGGUCUGGACCUCCACGUCGGCGCCAACGAGAAGGCCACCAUGCAGAACCUCAACGACCGUCUGGCCUCCUACUUGGAAAAGGUGCGCAGCCUGGAGAAGGCCAAUGCCGAGCUGGAGCUGAAGAUCCGUCAGUUCUUGGAGAAUAAGGCCUCCCCAUCUGCCCGCGACUACGCCGCCUACCAGGCCACCAUUAAGGACCUGCAAGACAAGAUCCAGGGCGCCACAAGACUCAACGGAAGCAUCUAUCUGGCAAUUGACAACGCUAAACUGGCAGCAGAUGACUUCAAAACCAAGUACGACAACGAGCUGGCUAUGCGUCUGUCAGUUGAGUCCGAUAUCGCCGGCCUGAAGAGAAUGUUGGAUGAGCUGACCCUGGUGCGUUCGGAUCUGGAGAUGCAGAUCGAAGGCCUGAAGGAUGAGCUCAUCCACCUGAAAAAGAACCACGAGGAGGAAAUGCUAGCCAUGAGAGCGCAGAUGAGUGGACAGAUCAACGUGGAGGUGGACGCCAAACCGCAGAUCGACCUCAGCAGAAUCAUUGCCGAAAUCCGCGAGCAGUACGAGAACGUUGCAGCAAAGAACCAGAGAGACCUGGAAAGUUGGUUCCAGGCUAAGACAUCCGAACUCAACAAGGAGAUGGCAGUGAGCACAGAAACUCUCCAGACGUCCAGGUCGGAGAUCUCUGAGAUCCGUCGUACCCUGCAAGGCUUGGAAAUCGAACUCCAGUCGCAACUUAGCAUGAAAGCAUCUUUGGAAAACACGCUGGCUGAAACUGAAGUACGGUACUCCAACAUCCUCCAAGGCCUCCAGGCUCAGGUCACCUCCCUUGAAAGCCAACUGAUGCAACUGCGCGCCGAGAUUGAGAACCAGAACAACGAAUACUGCAUGCUCCUCGACAUUAAGACCAGACUGGAGAGGGAAAUUGCGGAAUACAGGAGACUGUUGGAUGGAGAGGGCAGUUUUGGAAGCACCAAGACGUCCACUGCCAGGGUGAUCAUGGUCACGGAGGAGAUGGUCGAUGGCAAGGUGGUGUCCUCCAAAACCACCACCGCAUAAGCUGUCCCACACAGCAAACAGCAGCACCAGGGGGGGCGCCUGAAAACCAUCUUUUCGUCUCAGAACCACUGUUGAUGAAAUAAAAGCCUCCUAGCCUGCUAGCUAACA